Messenger RNA from Perkinsus marinus ATCC 50983, 2805 nucleotides. RefSeq lists its product as hypothetical. Bases 1 to 2805 code for a protein of 934 amino acids. Gene Ontology annotation, cellular component: PAS complex; endosome membrane. The record is from RefSeq and is a predicted model, not a curated record. The transcript has 23 exons. Gene Ontology annotation, biological process: phosphatidylinositol biosynthetic process; positive regulation of kinase activity. Lineage: Eukaryota; Perkinsozoa; Perkinsida; Perkinsidae.
AUGAAGCUGAAAGGACUGAAGAUUCUUAUACCAGUACUCAAGUUCUCUAAGGCUGGGCCCUUGCUUAGCAUGUGUGUAUCCACGUUGGCCUAUGGGGCUGUAUUUGGAUGGCAGUUCGGCACUGGUAUGGUAGGUUUGAUAUUCAUCCACGAGCUUGGUCACGCAUUGAUGAUGCGGAACCUUGGUGUACCUGCGGGGCCUAUGGUAUUCAUACCUUUUAUGGGGGCAUCAGUAGAGAUGCGUAAACACCCUUCUAAUGCAUAUCAAGAGGCGCUGAUAGCUCUAGCAGGCCCUGUCCUCGGCUCCCUCGGUGUUCUCCCUAUUGCUGCCUAUGGAGCUGCUACAGGUUCACAGCUAGCCUUCGCCCUAUCCCACUUCGGGUAUAUGAUAAACCUGUUCAAUCUCCUACCUAUCGGCCAACUAGAUGGUGGUCGAGUCGCUGGUAGCCUCAACAAGUGGUUCCUACCUGCAGGUCUGGGUAUAUGCGGCAGUAUGAUAUACUUUACGCCAUAUUGCUCACCGAUCAUGUAUCUCGUUUUCCUUGGUGGUGCCUAUACAACGUAUCAACGCUUCUUCGGUACUGGCGAUAUGCCACCCUACUACUAUAACAUGACUAAUGCUCAGAAGGCCUGUAUAUCAGCAGGUUACUUUGGGCUCAUUGCUGCUCUCAUGUAUGGUAUGUACGAGAACGACAAGCAAAGGAAGAGCCCUAAGCAGCUACAGAGGGAGCUAGGCAUCAACCUAGGGGGAGGCUCCUGGGGGCAGUCCCUUAUCAACCACGGUGAGGGUACAGUCGGAGGACAUAGUCGUGGUGGGCAACAUAGUGAUGAGGCCAGAGUAGAUAGGCAUCAAUAUGAGGGGCUACUGGAUAAUGAUGACUACAAUGUAGGUGCCUCUCGAGCAUUGAGUGAUAGGAGCUAUGAAAAGAGGAGUAUAGCAGCACAUGAGGUGGAAUCACGUAUCAAGCAGGCUUUGCAGCAGAGGGAUCACUACGGUCAAGAGCACGCUGCAACAACAGCAACUAUAGUAUCUAUUAUAACGGUCCUCACCUCCACCAACUUCACUAAGUCACCCUAUCCGAACGCACGUAAAGGAGGACUAUUAGGACUGGCUAGUGUUGCUAUUGCACUUGAGAAUAGGAAUCUCGACCCAUUCCUCGAUACCAUCAUGGCACCGGUAUUGUAUUUAUUCGAUGAUGAUGAUAAUAGAUGCCGAUACUAUGCCUGUGAGGCUAUGUUUAAUAUAAGCAAAGUCGCUAGAGGCUUGUUGCUCAAAGGGCGGAGGAUGUGUCUGGCAUUGGAUGGAGUAUGCAGACUGGUGGCUGAUGUAGACCAGGAGGUUAAGUCCGGUGCCCAGUACUUGGAUAGGCUUCUCAAGGACAUAGUCUCCGAUGUUAGCAAUAAGCCCUUUAUCAUACGGGACCUUCCAACAACCCAACAGGAGAAGGAGGAGUUACUACCCUCAUCCCCUAUUACUACAUCCCAUUCGCCUGAGCUCUAUGAAUCUUCGUAUCUGCCUGAGGGCUCUGUCACCUCAACAAGCUGUGAUCCCCUGCCUGGGACAACCAACAACUGUGACAUUAAUAUCGUAACAACACCACAGUCCCCGGCCCUCCCCGAGGACCCGCAAGGUCACCGUUUGAUGCAUCUACCAUCGACCUCGACUACUGAUCAGCAAGAUCCUCAUGGUCUCUUUGAUUUGGGUGCCUUUAUUGGGCGUAUAGCAGCUCAUCUCCGCGUAGUGAACCCCUUUAUCAAGCAGUUGGCUAUGUCCUGGAUAUCAGUCCUGCAUUCAUUGCCGACUACUAGGGAUCUACUAUUGCUCCAUCUACCCCUCUUCCUCGGCACACUCUUCUAUCUCCAACGUGAUCCCUCUCGUGGGGACCUACGUCACACCGCCGACCAAGUCCUUGGUGAGCUCCUAGAUGAUUUGACGUCCACGUCGUCUACGACAGUACUGACUAAGAUGGGCGAUGGCAAACCCCCUAUGCCUCCCCUAACUAAGCUUAGAGCCAUUGUAGCCAAGAGCGUAUCGACGGUGGUGUCCAACUGUUCCUCCACGGAACCUUUGAGCCGAUUAACAGCCAUGAACUGGCUAUUGGCUUUCCUCAACACUCCUGGUCUACUCCUGCCCAGCCUACCGACCGAAGCAGCGUUACUAUCGAUGCCCGAAGAAGAAUACGACACUCCUCGUAUGACCAUGGAUGCCAAUGCAGCAGCUAACCUGAGAGCCCUCCUACCACUACUCCUCGAUGGGAUACUGAGCUGUGUCGAUGCACGUCAAGCUGAGGUAUCACGUAAGGCAGUUGAGGCUCAUACAGUCCUCCUUAGUGCUGUGGAGGCUAUAGGCAAGGACCCUACACAGGAGCAGUCCCCUUCUGACGAUAGGGUCAUCAGCGUCGUAUGCCGGUAUCUAUCAGGCCCUCUUGACCAGACUGUUACACGUGCCUGCUGCCUUCAGUGGGUUUCCCUACUACUCGAGCAAAGUCCACAACAGAUGCUCAGGGAAAUUCAGAAUCGUCAUCACAACGUGGACGCCGCCGCCGCCCCAGCCUGUUGGACUCGGUCUUUGCUACCUUACAACAUCCUAGCUCAGAGGUAUUUCCCAUUGGUUUGUGCUCGCUUAUUGGAGUUAUUAAGGACCAAUAGACAAUCAGUGUCGCUUGCCGAUGAUGUAGAUGAGGAUGCUUUGCACGGCGGCGGCGGCGGCACUGGCAAUCAUCCCACCACGACUGGAUCUGAGGAGGAUGGUGUAGAUGUGCAGCAGCAUAACAACAACAACAACAACAACCAUACAGACUCAUAA